CUAGAAUCAAACAUUUAGCUAGUAUAUACACUGUAGUUAUAUUCAGUACUGUACUGAGCCCAGAGCCUGUUAUUCAUUGUUAGCAGUUAGCUGUUAUGUAAUGUUUAUGCAAUCAAGCAUGUCCGUAUCCAUGAUGAGAGUAAAUUAAAUACGUAUCAGCACAAAACGAUUGUGAAGAAAAUUUAUGCAUGUUGUAGUAAAAGUCCUAGUCUUCUGUGCUACCAUUAUCUUAGCCUGUCACAUGGCGACCAACAGUAGCUUGUACCGAAAGUCAGUGUUCUUUUUCAAAGGGUUGAGUGAAUUUACAAGGAAUGGUUUUCAGAAAGCUGCACGAAAUUUCCAAACAUCAGAUCUAGAUGGAGACAUAUCGGGGCUCUCGUACAUGAUUACCGGAGCCAAUAGUGGGAUCGGUAGGAGCACAGCUCUGUCUCUGGCCGGUAAAGGGGCCACGGUGCACAUUGUAUGCAGGAACUCUACCCGUGGGGAAGAGGCCAAACAAGACAUCGUAUCACAGACAGGGAAUGAUAAAGUACAACUGCACUUGUUGGACAUCUCAAAGCCGCGAGAUGUGAUAAAAUUUGCCGACGACUUUGUCAAGUCUGACCAGCAACUGGAUGUGUUGGUGAACAAUGCUGGUACCAUGGUGAAUCAGAGAGAGCUGACUGAAGAUGGACUAGAGAGAAACUUUGCCACCAAUACACUAGGAACCUAUUUGCUAUCUACUGAGCUACUGCCUGCCCUGGAGAAGAGCUCUGACCCCAAAGUGGUCACCGUCUCAUCUGGAGGUAUGUAUUUGAUGAAACUCGACUCUGAGAACUUUCAGUUUGAGCGUUGCUCAUUCUCUGGGGACAUGGUCUACGCCCAGAACAAGCGGCAGCAAGUGGUGAUGACCAGGAAAUGGGCAGAGUCAAAUGAAAAAGUCAAGUUCUAUACCAUGCACCCGGGAUGGGCUGAUACACCAGCUGUGCAACAGUCAAUGCCAGACUUUCAUGCAAGACUAGAGAGUAGACUACGGACUCCAGCACAAGGGGCCGACACCAUCGUCUGGCUGUGUAUCGCCAAGGGGAUGACUAAUGGAGCGUUCUACCAAGACCGUCAAGCGGUUGCUCAGCACUUGACGAUGGCUUGGACUCAGUCCACAACAGAGGAAGAGAACCUGUUCAUGACCAGACUGGAGCAAGUAGCCUCUAGGUUCAGAAGCAACUGACAUAAUUAUGAUAAUUCGUGAGAGAAUUUCGUUUUAAUCCUGUUUAAUUAACUCAUUAAUGAUGGUAAAUUUAAUAGCAAGACCAAUUAUUA
Messenger RNA from Halichondria panicea, 1299 nucleotides. RefSeq names its product dehydrogenase/reductase SDR family member 12-like. The transcript is spliced from 10 exons. NCBI's taxonomy places the organism in Eukaryota, Metazoa, Porifera, Demospongiae, Suberitida, Halichondriidae. The record is from RefSeq and is a predicted model, not a curated record. The coding region runs from base 185 to 1207 and encodes 340 amino acids.